Messenger RNA from Suillus subalutaceus, 276 nucleotides. RefSeq lists its product as uncharacterized. The transcript has 2 exons. Bases 1 to 276 code for a protein of 91 amino acids. The record is from RefSeq and is a predicted model, not a curated record. NCBI's taxonomy places the organism in Eukaryota, Fungi, Basidiomycota, Agaricomycetes, Boletales, Suillaceae.
AUGAGUUUCGUACGACCAUUAUCGCUCGCUGCUCGAGACGCGAUUGAAAAUCUCCCAAUGGACUUUACAAGUGCCCGUUCAAUGGCACAACGCCAGCAAGUUCUCGAGGCCUUCGCGCAACUCGAUUUUAUUUACCAAGGAUCACAACGUCCGAAAUUGUUCCAGCUUUUUUAUGACCGCAAGGAUUUUUUCGUCAAUGUCGAGGCCAAUAUUGAGAUGGCGGGAGGGGAGCCGACCAAACUCGGAGCAGCCGAUCUUGCUGCCGUCCCUCUCUGA